Molecule: messenger RNA, 849 nt
Organism: Fulvia fulva
Lineage: Eukaryota; Fungi; Ascomycota; Dothideomycetes; Mycosphaerellales; Mycosphaerellaceae
Exons: 2
Coding region: 1-849 (282 amino acids)
Source: RefSeq, a predicted model, not a curated record
AUGAUAGAGCUUGCAGUUGCCAUGUACAAGAUGAUCUCUCCUCCGCAUUACUUUGGCUGCGGGGAGUUCGACGAAGGUCUCAGGCGGCAAGCGGGUCGAAAAACGGUGGGCCUAGUAACACGACACACAACCUUCACAGCAGCUUCACUCUCUGCGAAGCAACUCAUGCUGAUGGUCGCAACACUGUCCGACAUACUACAACACACUCGACAAUCACCAAGCUUUCGCAGGAAUAUGUCGGCCACACUGAACGCGGUCAAGCCAUCGGCGGCGGAGAAAGCGUUCGCCAUCUUUGAGCUCACCGAGCAGAUCUUCCUCGAACUACCGAUGCGCGAUCUUCUGGUCACUGCCCAGCGUCUGAACAAGCAGUCCGCCGCCAUCACCAAGUCGUCCAAAAAACUUCAGCAAGCGCUCUUCUUCCAGCCCGUCACCGAUCAUGUGCUCGACUUUGACAGCAACAUCAUUGACUGGAGGCUACCUGACCCGCUCAUCUAUCGGCACCCGCUUUGUCGGCCAUCAAAAGCCAAGUCGCGCUACAAGAAGGCAGCUGAGUACUCGAACGCGUCUUGGCGCCGCCAGCUGCUUACACAGCCACCGCUAACCAGCGUCGAGUACUUCAUCUGCUCCAUCAGGCCGCUGCUACACGCUGUAGCAAAGAAUGCGUCGGGUGUGAGACUGGCGGACGUUCGACUAUCACGUCCAGGGACGACAGGCGAAGAAAAAUACAUGUUGGGCGCAUUGUGGCAGUAUCUCGACAAUACUGCUGCAUCGUAUGCGCAGAUCGCGGCAGUGAAGUCGAAGGUAUACAAUGGGCCGUGGAAGGCGAUAACACCGACACCAGGAAAUUAG